This is a messenger RNA of Penicillium manginii, 330 nucleotides long. Its product is annotated as Efflux pump. Gene Ontology annotation, molecular function: transmembrane transporter activity. The record is from RefSeq and is a predicted model, not a curated record. Bases 1 to 330 code for a protein of 109 amino acids. Gene Ontology annotation, biological process: transmembrane transport. The transcript is spliced from 3 exons. Lineage: Eukaryota; Fungi; Ascomycota; Eurotiomycetes; Eurotiales; Aspergillaceae.
AUGGGCGCGUCCGAGCCAUCGACUACGACGAUAACGGCUGCCGCUGUUAAUAUGCCUGAAUUCUGUCCAACUCGUCGGUUCUGGGCAGCUUUCGGUAGUCUCCUGGUCGUGAUCCUAGCCUCUGCAUUAGACGCUACCUCUCUAUCGACAGCACUCUCAAUCGUAUCUCGCGAGCUCGGCGGUACUGCUAUUCAAGCUUUCUGGGCCGGCACAUCAUUCCUGCUUACGACAUUAAUCCUCUUCACCGUUGGAUCUAUCGUUGCUGCCGUUGCCCAUGAUAUGACCACGCUACUCAUUGGGCGUAGCAUCCAAGGCGCCGGUGGGGGCUGA